This is a messenger RNA of Protopolystoma xenopodis, 1050 nucleotides long. The record is from the annotation of a GenBank genome assembly. Lineage: Eukaryota; Metazoa; Platyhelminthes; Monogenea; Polystomatidea; Polystomatidae.
AUGCCUCUGGAGUUCUUAUUCUAUGUCCGUGUGUCUGUGUGUCCCAAUGGGCACGUGGACAAGAUAACUUGUUGUUGUCCCCCAGCCUCUUCGCCACGGCAGGUUUGCCUCGAGAAAGAUCGUGUCCUGAUGAAGGUUUGGACCGAAUAUUUCCUUGUCGACAAUUCGACGCGUCCACGUCAAGUCGGCCAACCUCUCUCCUCAUCUCCACAAUCCUCCGCCAGCCCUGACGGUCUCCACACUCCGAGUCCACAUUGUGAGGAGCGCCGUCGCAAAGUCAGUCAGCGCAUCAACUGCGGCCGCAGAGCCCCAAAGAUCCGCGUUUCCCAAUGCAGUGGCGAGUUCCGUCAAGUUACUGUGACUAAUCGAGUAUACAAAAGUUGUCGCUGUGUUCAGAGCCUGGCAAAGUACAAGUUGAGAUGUGGUACGUGGGCAAACGGCGCUUGUCUGAAAUGGCCCAAGCUGAGAUUUGAGUCUGUGCUUAGUAGAGGCGAAGAUGCUCAACUUCUUAACCCAACUUAUCUUAACAUUAAAACAAAUAAUCUACCAUGCUGUCCUCAGCAUAUCCGUUACAUUCGUGGCAAGUGCCAUGGUGACUGGGCCGUUGAUCGUUGGCUGGGAUUUCAGGCCGUCCGUCGGCCUACCGUGGCGCAGGAUGCUCGUGGUAACGCAGCAAAAGGUCAACUUGGUCGCCUACACGAGUCAGUCGAGUGCAGGUCUACGGUGUUGCGACAGCAACGACGCCGAUGCCGGUGCCCGGUCGACAGGAAGCACAUCCGUUGUCUGGCCAAUUCGAGUGAACUGGCGACUGUCGUCACCACCUACCGACUCGACGAGCGUUCCUCCUCCUGCAUUCUGGAGACGACGAGCAGUAAACAGCGCAUUGACUUUACAAUUUGUCCAUCAAAUGUACACUUGGAUUGGGCAAUUUAUUCAUUCAAGAUGAUUGAUGUCUUCGCUGUAGUACAGGUAUUCCAGUCCAACCAGUUGGAAUAUAAUCAUUUGGGCUCUGCCGGUGCUGGCCGGCUGGAUGAAGAAUUGCCCAAGUAA